AUGUGGAUAUUCCGCCUGUCACUACCGUUUGUGGCUUUGUUGCUAAUACGCUUUUGUUCUGCGGCUUUCGUGGAGACAUACAAGCUCGAUGGGUUUUCUACUUCUAAUUACUUGCUAGACACAUUUAUAGUUGAUGUGGCACUUGACGUGGACAACCAACUCCUAAAGUUCUACAUCAACUCGAAGGUGGACGACAUGUCAAACUCUUCAACGACAGAACCCAUCAUCACAGACGUGGACCUGCUGACAAACAGGUACACUACUUUCCAUGUAGAUAUCGAUUUCAUGGGUAAGACCUUCAUCAAAAAGGACCUACGAUUUUGCGAUAUAUUGGCUGUCAAAAACACUUCCGAUUACGAGGAUAGCCCGCGAUACGCUGGAAGCUUGUCGCCUCUGUCGUCCGCAGAAUCUCCAACCUCGACGGCUUUGCCCAAACUGCCUUGGGCUGGAUUUAACGACUCCUCCAUCGCCAGGAGACAAUAUCCAGACGGAUAUCUGCACUUUAACGAGUCCAAUUCUGACUUUGGACUAUUCGCAUCCAACAACAAUACCAUCGAGAAGAUAUUCUCCAAUUCGACAGGUGACCUAAUAGGAUGUCCGUUGUACCAGAACGACUCCAUUGCCAUGUACUACCAGGCAGACAUCAGCGAUCACUUCAACCGUCUUGGUUCCUACACUGUCAGGUUUGCGGUUGUUUCCAACGGCCAGCAGUCUAAUGUCAUUGGAGGUGUGCGUGUGUAUGUUACUCCGGUGCUACAACCUCCUGUCUUAUCAUCGACACUUUUUUUCGGAGUUUUCUCGCUUCUUUUGGUGACCAAUUGUAUCAACUUCCUCAUCACGGUGUUCUCGCCCUACCAGGAGACUUCCAAUCCGUUUUUGAUUGAAGCUUCCACCAUUUGCAACGAGAGACUUUUGAAACAGCUAGAAGCAAGCAUCAACAGAAUAGUCGGGUACUUUCAAUUUGCAUUGUUUUUGUCUGCGCUUGACCUACAGUAUCCUGGCUUUCUUCAACCACUUAUGGGUCAAAUCAGAUGGUGUGCAUUGUUGGGAAUCAAUCUUUUGAAGAAAAAAACUUCGAUCCCCCUGCUGGAAAGCGAAAACAUCUACAUUACCCUUAAUUCUUCGGGAUUGGGUGCAUUAGCCCUCUAUAGCUCGAGCAGUUUUGUGUAUUACAGUUGGCCCAAUUUCAUGUUGUGUUUGCUAUGUUGGAUCGCCAUCGCCAUGGUGGUAUACCAGAUCUUAAUCAUGUUUCGGUUAUUCACGUCGAACUUCAAGAGAAGUCAUCCGAAAUUUAUGCGUUCGCUACCCACGGUUUUCGGCAUGGGUGAGAAUAACGAAGUCGUUUUCAAAUAUGCUUUAUCUAAGAAUGCUUGGGCACUAUUCGGCCAUUUCCUCCGCCAAUUAUUGAGCACGUUUGGUAUGCCAUUCUUGGUUUUGACUUUCUUUAUGUUGUACACGUCGAACAACUUAAGUGAUAAGUAUUGGAGGUUAUCUCAAGAUCAUCUUCGCAUAGAUGCGUUCAACGAGACCAUGUCGUAUGACGAUUUGGUGUGCAGACCGAAAUUUACAAAUGGCACAUCUUUCAUUACGUCUCAGAGACGUAAUUUGCAUUCAAUCCCGCUUGGAAGCAUUAUUGGUGGGUACUUUGCUUUAGUCAUUUGGUUUGCUUUGAUUGCCUACUUUAUUUUCCGGUAUUUGCUUACCUUUAAAAGAUGGGUGCCUAUUGUCAAUCCAAAUUUGAGAAAGUUAUACACAUCCAUCAAAGUGGUCAUUGUUUGGUCGUACUUCUACAAUGAGUACCGACCUGACAAGGCUCACUUCGCAGUGGUCGAUCUAUUGUACACUGUGCUUGUGCUGAUCAUAGUUGGGCUCCUUCAGAAGCUGGGAACUGUACAGGUUGUCCUUCUCAUCGUUCUUGAAUUUGUACAGUUAUCUAUAUUGGUUACUGUUCGCCCAUAUUACCUUAAGAUGAGGUGGUACUCGCUUUCUUGGAUUAUUCCUGCAGCAAGACUAAUCCAAAGCAUCUUGUGCAUUCCAUAUAUCAGACCGCUUAAUGUCGCUGAAGCUCCCAGAACCUACAUUGCUUACGUCCAAAUGCUUAUACAUUUGUUUGUUGCGUUCACUUUUGUCAUCCACUUAUUUUAUUGUCUCGGUUUGACCGGUACCUCAUUCAUGAGGGAAACCAAGGAGAAGAAGAAUCUUGGCAAUUAUCUGGGUGCGAAGGGUGCAAGCGUCGACGAUUUCAACGAUGGCUUCGAGUAUCAGCCUGUCGCAAUUAAGAAGGAAACUUCAUCCCCAAGAGCUGAAGGCGAAACGCUUUCUCCCCGCACAACCGGUGCCGAGGAAGGCGGAGAAGUUGAUUACUACCGUACAAAGAGUGAGAAAAUCCUCCAAAGAUCGCAACAUUUGCAUGCACCGACGGGUCUGCAUCAUGAAAAUUCAUGGGAAGAUGAGGUAACAAGUGACGAGUUGGAUUUCGAGCAUACCGAAGCAAGGAAGCAACAAAAGGACUACACCACCCGAGAAGGAGAUCGCUUAUACCACAAAUUUUUCUUGGAUGGUGCUGUAGAUCCGGAAAUCAGAGAUUUGUGGUUAUCGAGAGAAUGGAACGUCGAAACGCCAACGUCUCCCAUACCAUUGGCACCGGAAAAAUUGCAUGAGAAGACACUGCCUGCUAGGUUUGCAGGACUCGCGAAGCAUUUUUCACUGCUUCGAGCUUGCAAAAAGGCAACAAAAACCAAAGGAUUUGAGGUGUCUCGUCCACGUCAAAUCGUUGUGAAACCAAUGCAUACGGUGGACGACACACUGAACUUGUCGGACCACCAGAGCGAUUGA
Messenger RNA from Sungouiella intermedia, 2835 nucleotides. NCBI's taxonomy places the organism in Eukaryota, Fungi, Ascomycota, Pichiomycetes, Serinales, Metschnikowiaceae. The record is from the annotation of a GenBank genome assembly.